UUCAUGAACACAGCAGGUGUGGUAAAAAUAGAUAAUCUACUUUCUGUUUUGAAGCGGAGAGACUACAGCAGCCAUGUUGUUGACAGAAGCUGGCUGUGUGUUUAUGGGUUUCAUUCUGUGCAUCUCAGGGGUUCAGGGACAAGCAAACAUUUGUGCCUUAAAAGGUUCAUCAGUGGAUCUGCCCUGCUCAGCUCAACAUCACACUUCAAGCUUGAAAUGGUUCACUGUACACUGGGAUGUAUCCAAACAUGUUCUCAAAGAGCUCUCUGCAGAUGGAAAUCAUGUAAAGUACAAAAUGUCUGAAAAACGUAACUACACUCUAACAAUCAAAGAUCUGACAGAGAGUGAUACAAAUAAGGUUUACUGCUGUUCGGAGAGUGCAGAAUACAUGCAAUCCUGCUCACAAAGUGAAGUCUUCCUCCAUGUUGCAGACCUGCAGGUGAAGGUGAUUCCUGCCACAGAGGGACAGACAGUAUCACUGAUUUGUGGCUCCAGCUGUCCUCUGACUGAAAACCCUGCAGCCUACAUCUGGUACAAGAACAGAGAGUUUCUCUAUCAGGACUGGUCUCCCUGGUACCAACAGCUGGUCAGCAGUGAGGAAGCAGUCAGAUACUCCUGUGCUGUCAAAGGCUACGAGCAUCUCAGAGCUCCUGAAGUCUCAGUGGAUUCUGUCACAUCGACCUGUUUUACUGUGACCUACGCUAAAGGAAGAAUGUGCUCUGAAAAGCAGACAUCAGUGGAUGAGUCCUGCUCCAUCACAUAUCCCAGAGGUUAA
This is a messenger RNA of Scomber scombrus (Atlantic mackerel), 775 nucleotides long. RefSeq lists its product as uncharacterized. The record is from RefSeq and is a predicted model, not a curated record. The transcript has 4 exons. The coding region runs from base 74 to 775 and encodes 233 amino acids. NCBI's taxonomy places the organism in Eukaryota, Metazoa, Chordata, Actinopteri, Scombriformes, Scombridae.